AAUCUCGAUCGACUCAAUCGCUCCUGGUACCGAAACGAUCGGCCGGAGGAGGAGAACAUUAACGCUCGAAUGGCGUAUCGUGCUCUCAUGUUGCUCACAAUCCGGCGUCCACCGGAUUCUGAGUUCACGGAGUUUGAGCGAGAGAUCAGGAAGCGGGCCUUUGAAGAUUAUGGCGUUCUGCAUGAUACCCUCGAGAUGUAG
Molecule: messenger RNA, 201 nt
Organism: Protopolystoma xenopodis
Lineage: Eukaryota; Metazoa; Platyhelminthes; Monogenea; Polystomatidea; Polystomatidae
Source: the annotation of a GenBank genome assembly